AGGCCAUCUCGGCUCCGCUGUCGGGACCCCGUGCAGCUGCACGCCCGCAAGGCCUGGCGCAUGCGCUGCACCGUCCGGCGGCGAGGGCCAGCAUGCUGCGGGCCGAGUCCCUGGCCAGGGCCCUGCUCUUCGAGCACAAGGGCCUCUACUUCGCUGCGCUCAUUGCCGCCAAGGGGCUGGCGCUGCUGGGCAUGCUUGCGCUGCCCGGAGGCGUGGGCCGCCUGUGGCUGGAGCUGCUCGGCGCGCUCGCCAGCGGCGGCGACAUAGUGCUCAGGCUGCUGGUCUCGAGCAAGAAGGUUCCCACGCCCGGGAAACACGGGGUGGACGCGCUCCUGUGCGCGUUGCUGCUGGUUGACGUGGCCCUCUGUGGCCACCCGGGCGCCGCGGCCCCCGAGAAGAACUGCCGCGCGCUCAAGUUCGUGGUGCCCUUUGCGACGCUGGUCAGCAUCGGGGGCAACCUCAUGCGCCUAGACCGCGGCGCGCCGCCCUCGAGGACGGGGGCCGCGAGCCACAUCGGGCGGGACGAGGAGGCCCUCGCCGGCGGAGAGUGAGGCUGCGGCCGCCACGGUCUCCGUGCGCUGUCGGCCGCCGGCUCUCUUGCGCGCGCCCUCGCGAGCGGAGCACUACCCAACGGCACCUCCCGCCGCAACCAGGCCACGCUCCCGCGCCCCGGAGGCUCCAGCCUGCUGCGCUGGGGGAGGCCCGGGGGACAUCCCGCGCGGAGGGCCCGUGGAACUGCGGCGGCGGCAGCGCGUUCGCGCGAGCCGCGGGGCGCUGGGUCGCCCGGCCGGCGCCUGGGCGGGGGGCCUGCCGCGGGCGAGAGGGGGCCGCCGCGGCGACCGCCGGGGCCGCUUGCAGGACGCCGCCUCGGUCGCGCCGGACCGGCGCCGCGGGCGCGCUGUCGUCGGGCAGGGCCGCGGGCAG
Messenger RNA from Prorocentrum cordatum, 924 nucleotides. Lineage: Eukaryota; Dinophyceae; Prorocentrales; Prorocentraceae. The record is from the annotation of a GenBank genome assembly.